AUGUACAUUCAUAAAGUAGCUCCUUGUAUGCCUCCUCUCAAACGAAAGCAAUUAUUAGGAUGUCAAAAUAGAAAAAGAACAAGUGCAGCCGCGGUGGUAGAUAAUGUGAAUGUUGCAAUUACAGAUACAGUGGAAAAUGUUAACCAUACAGUUGCCGAAAAUGUGGAUACCGUGGGCCUGGCAGAUGGGGGAGAUGUACACGAAGCAAAUGAGAAUCGUAAUAAUGUGAAUAUUAAUGAAGAGGUAAAUGACAUGGAAGAACCCAAUCAAGAUAUUUUUGAUCCAAAGAAUUGGGGUAAAAUUGAUCAAAAAAUGAUUGAUUUCUUAAUUGAGAACGGUCCAAGAAGGAUUGAAGAUUACGUCUUUCCUUAUGAUAAAUUUCGUAAACGUUUUUCUAGAAAGCAUUAUACCCGUAAGAUGACAAACGGGGAAAGGCAAGACAUGAGAUGGCUUGUAUAUUCAACUUCUUUAAAAAAAGUAUUUUGCUUCUGCUGCAAGUUGUUCAAAAGAGAUGAUUCAACAAAAUUUGUUGACAUUGGAUUUGAUGAUUGGAAUAAUCUUAGUGGAAGACUUAAGAAACAUGAAACUUCUUCUGAACAUGAAGAAAGUGGAUUCAUCUAG
Papaver somniferum (opium poppy) is the source of this 621-nucleotide messenger RNA. RefSeq names its product zinc finger MYM-type protein 5-like. NCBI's taxonomy places the organism in Eukaryota, Viridiplantae, Streptophyta, Magnoliopsida, Ranunculales, Papaveraceae. The transcript is spliced from 3 exons. The record is from RefSeq and is a predicted model, not a curated record. Bases 1 to 621 code for a protein of 206 amino acids.